This is a messenger RNA of Volvox carteri f. nagariensis, 945 nucleotides long. It is a transcript of the gene mrpL20, whose product is annotated as mitochondrial ribosomal protein L20. Gene Ontology annotation, biological process: ribosomal large subunit assembly; translation. NCBI's taxonomy places the organism in Eukaryota, Viridiplantae, Chlorophyta, Chlorophyceae, Chlamydomonadales, Volvocaceae. The coding region runs from base 186 to 539 and encodes 117 amino acids. Gene Ontology annotation, cellular component: ribosome. The transcript is spliced from 2 exons. Gene Ontology annotation, molecular function: structural constituent of ribosome; rRNA binding. The record is from RefSeq and is a predicted model, not a curated record.
CCUAAAUCAUACGAUGAUUGCGAGUUGAGGCCCAGCACGCAGAAGAAGCAUGCUGUCAUGGCUACACGCAAACCUUGACUGACUUGCCUCGUAUGUUCGAUCAUUUGUGUAGUUAAGAUAGGUUUCUACUUCGACCGAUUGCCCUGUCACCACAAUACAAUAGAGGGUUCGUAACGUGACGCACAAUGCCAAUAAAUCGGCAAAAGAUAUUUCAGCUUGCAAGCGGCUUCCGCGGCAGAGCUAGAAACUGUAUCAAACUCGCCCGGCUGCAAGUGGAGAAAGCGCUUCAACACGCUUACGUGGGUCGCAAGCUCAAGAAGCGGCACUGGCGCUCGGUGUGGAUUCAAAGAAUCAAUGCGGGGACGCGUGAGCAUGGGAUGACGUACACGACGCUCAUCACCAGACUCAAAGAUGAGAACGUGCAACUGAACCGCAAAGUGCUUUCAGAGUUGGCGAUGAACGAGCCGUACAGCUUCAAGGCGCUGGUGGAGCAAGUGCGGUUCAUGCGUGGGACGCCGGGGGCGCCAAAGCAGUCGUAGCGGCCAGGUUGGUUUGCCGCAGUAGGCGACCUUCCAUGUCGCCAUGUUGGAAAUGCGUGAGAUGUCAUUUGCGUUGUCAUAGUCACAGGCGAGACGGAUAGGCGGUUGGAGAAAGGAAGAGGGGAUGAGAGGAAGGAGUACUUAAUCGAGGAAGGGCAAGCGGGUUGACAAAGGCGGUGUAAGGGAGGGGCGUACAGACACACAAGUGGGGAAAGGCGUUGAGCGGAGGGAGCCUGGGGCCAUCCGUUGACUUGUAGCCAGGGCGGCGAUUAUCCUGAAUAGAUUGCGUGAAGGCGUAUCUUGUAUAGCGCAGUUGUGAACAAGAGAUCAUGGCGCUGUCCUGCUCUCCUGGAGUCUCCGACAUGAUGCCUCGUGUAAUACACACGUGUAAGACACAUACCAAUAU